This is a messenger RNA of Xenopus tropicalis (tropical clawed frog), 657 nucleotides long. RefSeq names its product olfactory receptor family 13 subfamily AP member 1 (gene or13ap1). Gene Ontology annotation, cellular component: membrane; plasma membrane. Gene Ontology annotation, biological process: signal transduction; detection of chemical stimulus involved in sensory perception of smell; G protein-coupled receptor signaling pathway. The coding region runs from base 1 to 657 and encodes 218 amino acids. Lineage: Eukaryota; Metazoa; Chordata; Amphibia; Anura; Pipidae. The transcript has 2 exons. Gene Ontology annotation, molecular function: G protein-coupled receptor activity; olfactory receptor activity. The record is from RefSeq and is a predicted model, not a curated record.
AUGGAUAGCUUCCUACUAGCUAUUAUGGCCCUGGAUCGCUGUGCUGCAGUAUGUCGACCUCUGCAUUACUACUCUAUCAUGAGUAGAAGGACAUGUGCCUGCCUGAUCACUUUGUCCUGGGUUAUUGUCUGCCUCCACUCAACCUUGUUCACAUUAAUGACAUUCUAUCUCCCAUUCUGUUCUUGGGUUGUUCAUCACUUCUUUUGUGAUGUGCCAGCCAUUCUACUGCUUUCCUGCAGAGAUACAUCUGCUCAACAAAUGGUUGUCUUUGUUGAAGGUUCAGUUAUUGUUAUGGGCCCCAUGUUGUUUAUUUUAGGCUCCUACAUUCUAAUCAUUAGAGCUGUGUUAAGGCUACGUACCCCCUCUGGAAGAAAUAGGACCUUCUCCACAUGUUCCUCUCACCUUACUGUUGUAGUAAUCUUCUACAGCUCUAUAAUUUUCAUGUAUUUUCGACCGAGUUCCCUUUACUCACCUGUGUAUGACAGAGGGGUCAGUGUGGUAUAUAGUGUCCUUACACCAGUGCUUAAUCCUCUUAUAUAUAGCCUAAGAAACAAAGAAGUUAAAGCAGCUGUAAAGGGGAUUCUACAUUGUGGAGAAAAGAAAAAGGGAAUCAAAGCAGGAAAGAGCUUGGGGAGAAGAACAUGGUUUUUGGCCUAG